AUGCCUCUGGGCAUAUACUGGGUGAUCGCCUUUGGGGACAUUGUCUGCGCAUAUAUGACUAAAGUUUGCACUUUAAACUCCCAGGUAGACAUCUUUGCUCCCAUUGCUACCGAGAUUAUCGAGAAUAUCUUUCUAGCUGGAGUAGAAACUGGAGCAUCAGUCUUGGAAUGGACUAUGGCAGAACUUAUUAAAAAUCCUAGAGUGAUGAAGAAAGCACAAGAAGAAGUAAGAAAUUGCAUUCGGUGUGAAAGAAGAGUAUCUGAAAAUAAAAUUGAAAAGCUUGAAUAUUUAAAAAUGGUCCUUAAAGAAGCCUUGAGAUUACACCCAUCAUGCUCACUGCUAGGUCCAAGAGAAACUAUAUCUCACUUCCCUAUCAAUGGCUAUGAUAUUUAUCCCAAAACUCGAAUUCAAGUCAAUGUAUGGGCGACAGGAAGAGAUCCAAGCAUAUGGAAAGAUCCUGAAAACUUUUAUCCUGAGAGAUUUAUAGAUGGUCCUAUUAAUUACAAAGGGAUGAAUUAUGAAUUAUUACCCUUUGGCAGUGGAAGGAGGGGCUAUUCUGCCAUCACUACGGGAAUGGCUAUUGUGGAAUUAGCACUUGCGAAUCUUUUAUUCUGUUUUGAUUGGGAUUUGCCUUGUAAUAUGAAGGUGGAAGAUAUCAACAUGGAAGAAGCAGGCGGUAUUUCUAUUCAUAAGAAAGAACCUUUGUUGCUUGUGCCAACUGCAUACGAACCCGUGUUAAGAAAUUAA
This is a messenger RNA of Ricinus communis (castor bean), 747 nucleotides long. Its product is annotated as cytochrome P450 71B34. Bases 1 to 747 code for a protein of 248 amino acids. The transcript is spliced from 4 exons. Gene Ontology annotation, molecular function: oxidoreductase activity, acting on paired donors, with incorporation or reduction of molecular oxygen; monooxygenase activity; iron ion binding. The record is from RefSeq and is a predicted model, not a curated record. NCBI's taxonomy places the organism in Eukaryota, Viridiplantae, Streptophyta, Magnoliopsida, Malpighiales, Euphorbiaceae.